Paramisgurnus dabryanus is the source of this 3098-nucleotide messenger RNA. It is a transcript of the gene khdrbs3, whose product is annotated as KH domain containing, RNA binding, signal transduction associated 3. Gene Ontology annotation, biological process: regulation of alternative mRNA splicing, via spliceosome. Gene Ontology annotation, molecular function: mRNA binding. Gene Ontology annotation, cellular component: nucleus. The record is from RefSeq and is a predicted model, not a curated record. Lineage: Eukaryota; Metazoa; Chordata; Actinopteri; Cypriniformes; Cobitidae.
UCUGACCGGAGGACGCGCGUGUGACGGACGCAUCGGCGCAUUUCCCGCAGAUGGGAUAAAAGCGAACCUGGAAAGCGCAUGGCAGUAGUUAUCCACAGCGCAGCUAUAGAGAAACCCAAACUCCUGCUUAUGUUGUAGAUGCUCAUCGGCUGUUCAUAGAAUCCCUGGGUUUUUCCCUUUCAUGACCGGUGCGCAUUUUGUCUGGUUUGCUUUAGGACAAAAGAAGGAUAUCUGUCUUUACCCACAAGCUUUUUAUUGGACCGGACGCGCUGGGUGAGAUGGAUAUCGAAAAGUACCUGCCACAACUGAUGGCGGAGAAGGAUUCUCUGGAUCCCUCCUUUCAACACUCCUUACGGCUUCUUGAUCAAGAAAUUGAAAAGAUUCAGAAGGAUGAAGACAAAGAAGAAGAGAAGUUCAUUGAUGUGGUCAUUAACAAGAACAUGAAACUGGGACAGAAGAUUUUGAUCCCAGUAAAACAGUUUCCCAAAUUUAAUUUUGUGGGUAAACUCCUGGGUCCUCGAGGGAACUCAUUAAAGAGACUACAGGAAGACACGCUGACCAAGAUGUCCAUCCUCGGCAAAGGAUCCAUGAGAGAUAAAGAAAAGGAGGAAGAACUUCGGAAGAGCGGAGAGGCAAAGUAUCAUCACCUCAAUGAGGAUCUUCACGUGCUAAUCGAGGUCUUCGCCCCACCUGCAGAAGCGUACGCGAGAAUGGGUCACGCGCUGGAAGAGAUCAAGAAAUUUCUAAUUCCAGACUAUAACGAUGAAAUCAGACAGGCUCAGCUACAGGAACUGACGUAUUUAAAUGGAGGCUCGGAAGAAGCAAAGGUUCCAGCUGCGAGAGGAAAAAGCAGCACACGGGCACGAGGAACGCCGACGCCGGGAGCUAUCAGGGGUAGAGGAGGGGUUCCUCCGCCUCAUGCUGCCGUUCCACGUGGGGCGGUGCCCAGAGGAGCUCCUCCCAGCAGGGUUCCAUCCAGCAGAGCUAGGGGCGUGGCCUCAAAGCGAGCGAGAGGAGCUCCACCCCCAGCCGGGUACAGACCUCCCCCUCCGGUGGUACAGGAUACCUAUGGUGAAUAUGAAUAUGACGAUGGAUACGGAAUGGCUUACGAUGACCCGGGAUAUGAUUCCUAUGACAACAGCUACAGUAACCAGGCACAGAGUUCAGAGGAUUAUUAUGAAUACAGUCACGGUAUCAGUGGAGAAUCAUACGACUCGUACGGCCAGGAGGAAUGGACAAACAGUCGUAAGAAGGCACCACCGGCAAGAACGAGCAAAGGAGUUUACAGAGAGCAACCGUAUUCCCGAUUCUGACCUGCUACAGUCCUUCCCGUGCCCCUCCAAGUAAUGGAUUUUCUAUGGACUCUAUUUCCUUUUUCGAAUAAAAGCAACCAAAACAACAAAAAUAUAAAGCAAGUUAAAGAAGUUGAUGGGUAUAGGACAUUUUUGGGAACUGGGUCUGUUGCCGGUAGGCUCUUGUUAGACGGACAAUCCCCACAAACGGAAAAAUUCUGGAUCUGUUCACUAGAUAAUGUAGUACCAGACAACCAAUCAGAAUUCAGAUAAAGCAACAUAUAUCACAGGGGCACUCGUGGUUAGGGGCAGGGUUAUAUGAAGUGUUUGAUGUUUAGAUUUAGCCAGGUUGGUUUUUGUAGAUACUUUAUUUCUUCAGUGUGUCCCUUGUACAUUGUACCUUUAAUGAAAAUGAAUUAGAAAAUAUAAAAAAGGAUCAUGAUGCACAUAUUGUUGUUUUCCUCAUUUCUCUUUUUUAAGUGGGAAGUUCAGCGUUAAAGGGCUUAUAGGAGCAUGUCGUAAAAACAAUGUGCACUUUUAGUUUGGAUGAGAAAAGCCUGCGUGCUUUCGAAACUGAUUUUUAUGUUGAACGUUUUAACCCUUUCGUGAGUUCCGUGGUGAUUCACAUUUUUGACGAAAAUUACAAGUAGGACUGAAGCCUGCGAUUCAAUUUCCCAAAUGUCUGAGCGAUUCAUUUAAGAAAAUCUGAAGCUAAUAAUUUAUCAAGCGGAAGUUGUGACACUUUGCUGUGUAGUUUUCUAAUGUAUUACACAACAUAAUACAAUAUAAUGUUGGCUUUUUUUAGCAGCCUGCUGGUGGGUUAAAAAUUUAAAAUACAGUAUUUAAAAUAAAACCAAAGCUUCUCUUGUAACAGUCUGAGAUGAUUAAAUGAGAAUUAACCAAUUUUUGCAAAUUGUGUACUGUACUGUAUUUCAAACCGUAAUGCAUUUUAAGUGCAUAACAAAGUGUUAACCAGUCACUUCUAAACUAAAUACACAUUGACUAGCAGUGUAAACUAUUUUAAAACUCUAAUCAAUUGUCUCUUGAAUUUUAAAAGAUGAUAGUUAGUUAUUGUGUUAUUGGUGGUGGCAGUUUAAUACACUUCUGUUAAGAGCUAUAAUCUUUGUAAGCUUGUGUAAGCCCUUUAAUUCUCGUCUUGGUUGAUUAUAAAAUAAACAUUUUGAAAGAAAAACAAUGAGAGGAUUUUGUCCUUAUUUAUUUCAUAAUCUAAACUAACAUCUGUGUACAUCAGAAGUGUAGCUCGCAUUAUAAAAAAAAAACUCACAGAAUUAAAAUUCAUAAACUCUACAUAAACGCUUGCCCAAAAAAAAAAAAAAAAAAAUACUACUGGCAAUGCUUUUUAAAACACGACUUUCUUGUAUAUUUUCUAAAUUAGUCUGAUUCAUGUAACUUUAAAGACAAAAAUUGCCACUGUAUAAUAAAUUUAAUUACAGCCUGUAUAAUUAAAUUCACACCCAUUUGUAAUAUAACACUCCAGGAUUAUCUUGAAAUAAAUUUGCAAUUAUAAAGCCUUCUUAUCUUUUAUACUGUAGUUCUUUCUACUUGAAAACACGACAUCAUGAUACCAUAUUCAGUGUUGAAGCAUUAAAAAAAAUCUCCUUAUAAAAGUGAAAUAUCUAUAAUACAUCACUGCUAAUGUUAAAGGAACAGUUUACCCAAAAAAUGAAAAUCCUGUCAUCAUUUAUUUAUCAUCAAGUACCUGUAUACAUUUCUUUGUUCUGCUAAACACAAAUGAUGAAGAUAUUUUGAAGAAUGUUUUUAACCAAGCAGAUCUGGGGCACCAUU